AUGAUAUCCGCAUCGAAAAAGGUCGAAGUUAUUUGCUGCGAUGGAGGCAGUAUUGAAAACCACCCAGAUUACCCUGGCUUCAAUCAAGAAUCCAAAAUAUUACCGCAUGGCUCUGUUUUUAAGGAAGGGGCCCUAGCACUUCCAUGUGACAUACUGUACGAACGCGAUGUCCCAGUCAAGCUACGUGAUGGCAUAACAAUAUAUAUUGAUUUGUAUCGGCCACCUGGAAUGGACACCACCAAAGUCCCCGUCAUCGUAAAUGGGGGUCCUUUUGGGAAACUAGGAGGUUUCAAUAGGGCAAGGUUCAACGAGAUGCCAUACAGAAUGGGUGUUCCACAAUGUACAGUGAGCUCGUUGGAGAAGUUUGAAGGCUUGGAUCCCGCAUAUUGGUGUUUGCACGGCUACGCAAUUGCUCAUCCUGACGAUCGGGGCUCAUGGAUGUCAGAAGGAGACGCACACCUUGAUUUCACGCUCCAUGGUCAGGAUGGCUAUGACUUGGUCGAAUGGCUGGCGGCCCAGAGCUGGUGCAAUGGGAAGGUAUCAUAUGCAGGUAACUCAUGGCUAUCACAGAUUCAAUGGUCUAUCGGGGCGGAACAACCACCUCACUUGGCUUGUCUUGCGCCAUGGGAAGGCUGGUGUGAUCUUUACAACGAUGAUGCUGUCAGAGGAGGCAUACCGGCCCCGGAGUUCCAGCAGAAUCUGCUAACCUAUUCAUCACCCUCAAAUGGAAAAGCGGAGAACAUCAGCGCGAUGGCCGCCAAAUAUCAACUAUGGAACGAGUAUUGGGAAAAUCGAAAGGCAACGUUGGAUCGCAUUACUGUCCCGCUAUAUAUUGUAUCAAGUUGGACAAAUCUCUUGCAUACGCGUGGCACUUUGAAAGGAUAUCUCGGGGUGGCCAGCGAGGAGAAGUGGUUGCGCGUGCACAACAGCCACGAAUGGCCGGAUUUAUACUACCCGCAAAACGUUGAGGACUUACGUAAGUUCUACGACUAUUAUCUAAAGGGGAUCAAGAACGACUGGAUUUACACACCAAAAGUCAGGAUGUGUGUUCUAAACCCGGGAGACAGCGAUGUGAUCAAUCGACCAGAAGGAGAAUUUCCUUUGGCUCGUGAGGUCUCGAAGAAGAUGUUUCUCGGCAGCAAUGAUUUUAGCCUCCAGAUGAAUGAAGUGGUACCGAAUGCUGCUUCCACUCGUUUCGACGCACGUACAGGCAAAGCAGAGUUUUUCUAUACCUGCCCAGACGAGAUGGAAUUGACCGGGUUCUUCUCCCUAAAGCUAUGGGUUGAGGCAGUGGAUACGGACGAUCUUGAUUUGUUUGUGAAGGUGUCCAAGCUAGACUCUGACGGAAAACUGCUGGAGACCAUGUGUAUUGAUGCAGGUUACCUACAGCCGAACCCAGAUGCAGUACGGCAGAAAGUCCUUGAUGAGCAUCGUGCGGGAAAUAAAGCAUACGAUCUAUUUUUCUCCGAAGGUUCGACUGGCAGGUUACGGGUGAGCCAUCGUGAUCUUGACGAGGCCAGAUCAACCCCAAGCCAACCUGUUUAUACCCAUCGCAAGGAAGAUAAACUUCAGCCGGGCGAGAUCGUCCCUGCUCUCAUCGAGAUGUGGCCCCACGGUAUGCUCUGGGGUCGCGGCCAGAAGCUCAUGUUGACGGUGGCUGGCUACAAUACAAGACCGGAGCACACACCCAAUCUCACGCCACCAACUUACAAUAAGGGCACUGCAGUGAUCCAUACAGGAGGAAAGUAUGAUUCGCACUUACUGGUUCCUUUCAUCCCUCCGGUGUGA
Messenger RNA from Exophiala bonariae, 1788 nucleotides. RefSeq lists its product as uncharacterized. The transcript has 3 exons. NCBI's taxonomy places the organism in Eukaryota, Fungi, Ascomycota, Eurotiomycetes, Chaetothyriales, Herpotrichiellaceae. The coding region runs from base 1 to 1788 and encodes 595 amino acids. The record is from RefSeq and is a predicted model, not a curated record. Gene Ontology annotation, molecular function: dipeptidyl-peptidase activity.